This is a messenger RNA of Platichthys flesus (European flounder), 1740 nucleotides long. RefSeq lists its product as uncharacterized. The record is from RefSeq and is a predicted model, not a curated record. The coding region runs from base 1 to 1740 and encodes 579 amino acids. The transcript has 7 exons. NCBI's taxonomy places the organism in Eukaryota, Metazoa, Chordata, Actinopteri, Pleuronectiformes, Pleuronectidae.
AUGACCUCCACCAUGCUGGACAGGUGGGCCAAUCAGGGGCUCACAAGCUCCACCUCACCUCCACACUCACCUCCGUCCAUCUGUCUGUCCACAGCGCUGGUUGCCACAGCAGCAGAGCUGACUCAGGACCAGUUGUCUUUGACCAGUAGAGAUGGUGGAGAGGCCUCGUUCAGCUGUGGAGGAACUGAUCAGAGUGGAUACAUAAGAUGGUUUCAGAAGAAAGACACAGGAACAUUCACACUGAUUCUUCGUAUUAGUACAAGUGAUGGUGAAAUUAAUAAUGGUUACAAUCAUCCUCAGAAAGAUGACUUCACAGCUGAGAGACAACAGAACAGCUGUGAGUUGAAGAUAAAGAAAGUUAAACCCUCUCAUGCAGCCACGUACUACUGCGCCCGUUGGGACUCUGGAACCCACAUCUCUUUCACUGUGUGGUUGAUCUUCGGCUCAGGAACCAAAUUGUUCGUAACUGAUCGGCCGGUGGUGACGCCGGUGGUGAGCGUGUACCCGGCAGCUUCCAUAGCCGCCCUGGACGGGAAGAGCUCCCUGCUGUGUGUGGCCUCCAACAUGGUUCCUCCUCUGGUCCAGUUCUCCUGGACAAGACAGAGGGAGGGUGGUCCUCUGGAGACGCUGUCCUCUGAUGAUGGAGAGCAGCUGGAGCUCAGAGGAGCAGGACGCACCGCCGCCAUCAUGGUGGUCGACCGGCACGCUAACUACACAUACAACUACCAGUGCCACGUCAGGCAUGAGGGAGGUGCAGUGGAGGCCCCGGCAGAGCAAGUGGUUUGUGCUAAUCCAGCACCGACGCCUCCAGCACCGACGCCUCCAGCACAGACGACUCAAAUACCGACGACUCCAGCACCGACGCCUCCAGCACCGACGCCUCCAGCACCGACGACUCCAGCACAGACGACUCUAGCACCGACGACUCCAGCACAGACGACUCCAGCAACGACGCCUCCAGCACAGACGCCUCCAGCACAGACGCCUCCAGCACAGACGCCUCCAGCAUCGACAACUCCAGCACCGACAACUCCAGCACCGACGCCUCCAGCACCGACGCCUCCAGCACAGACGACUCAAAUACCGACGACUCCAGCACCGACGCCUCCAGCACCGACCACAGACAACUCCAGCACAGACGACUCCAGCACCGACGACUCCAGCACAGACAACUCCAGCAACGACGCCUCCAGCACAGACGCCUCCAGCACAGACGCCUCCAGCACAGACGCCUCCAGCAACGACGGCUCCAGCAUCGACAACUCCAGCACAGACGCCUCCAGCACAGACGCCUCCACCACCGACGCCUCCAGCAACGACGCCUCCAGCACAGACGCCUCCAGCACAGACGCCUCCACCACCGACGCCUCCAGCACAGACGCCUCCAGCAACGACGGCUCCAGCAUCGACAACUCCACCACCGACACCUCCAGCACCGAUGCCUCCAGCACAGACGCCUCCAACACCGACACCUCCAGCACAGACGACUCCGGUACAGACGACUCCAGCACCGACGCCUCCAGCACAGACGCCUCUGGCGGCCUGGGCCUGGUCUCAGCGGCAGUGUCCAACAGUCAACUGGACGUCAGAGGACAACACCAGGUCCCACAUGCAGCUGGACGUAGGGAGGGACACUCGGACCUGGGGACUCAACCAGUCCUGCUCAUCACAUGGCACAGGAGAGCUCCUCAGGUCAGGACUCAGCCGUCCACCUCUAAAGGACAAGGGACGCUCAUCUGA